AUGCGACGGUUUUUGACGCGCUGUGGACAUCGCGCGGCGCGACGGGCGGUGACGCGAUGGAACGCGCCGGUGAGCGCGAGCGUUGAGGGGAGAUGGAUGCACGCGGCGCCGGUGCUCUCGCGCGGGUACGCGAGCGGUGGGAGCGUCAUCGGGAUCGAUCUCGGGACGACCAACUCGUGCGUGGCGGUGAUGGAGGGUAAGAACGCGCGGGUGAUCGAGAACGCGGAGGGGGCGCGAACGACCCCGUCCAUGGUUGCGUUCACGGAUAAGGGUGAGCGGUUGGUCGGACAGCCGGCGAAGCGUCAGGCGGUGACGAACCCGACGAACACGCUGUACGCGACGAAGCGUCUCAUAGGUCGUACGUUUGAGGACGAGCACACGCAAAAGGAGGCCAAGCUCGUGCCGUACGAGAUCAUCAAGGCGCCGAACGGUGACGCUUGGGUGUCCGCGGGUGGGAAACAAUACUCCCCGUCGCAAGUGGGAGCUUUUGUGUUGCAGAAGAUGAAGGAGACGGCGGAGGCGUACCUCGGUUCCAACGUGUCGCAAGCCGUCAUCACCGUGCCGGCUUACUUCAACGACGCUCAAAGACAGGCGACGAAGGACGCGGGUAAGAUCGCUGGUCUCGAAGUGCUUCGUAUCAUCAACGAGCCGACGGCCGCGGCGCUGUCCUACGGUGUGGACAAGAAGGAGGGCCUCGUCGCCGUCUAUGAUUUGGGUGGGGGCACCUUUGACGUCUCCAUUCUUGAAAUCUCUGGCGGCGUUUUCGAAGUGAAGGCAACGAACGGGGACACUUUUUUGGGUGGAGAAGACUUCGAUACCGUUUUGCUCGACUACUUUGUCGACAACUUCAAGAAGGAUCAAGGCAUUGACCUCAAGCAAGACAAGCUCGCCGUGCAACGCCUCCGCGAAGCCGCGGAGAAGGCGAAGAUUGAACUUUCAUCGGCGGCGAGCACCGACAUCAACUUGCCAUUCAUCACGGCCGACGCGACUGGCCCGAAGCACAUGGCGCUCCAGCUCACGCGCGCCAAGCUCGAAGAGCUUGUGGGUGGUCUCCUUGAGCGCACCAAGCAACCGUGCAAGAACUGCUUGAAGGAUGCCGGCGUGAGCACGAGUGAAAUCUCCGAGGUUUUGCUCGUCGGUGGUAUGUCGCGCAUGCCCAAGGUGCAACAAAUCGUCAAGGACCUCUUCGGCCGCGAGCCGAGCAAGGGCGUUAACCCCGACGAAGUCGUCGCCAUGGGCGCCGCCAUCCAAGGUGGCGUCCUCCGCGGCGACGUCAAGGACAUUUUGCUCCUCGACGUGACUCCACUCUCUCUUGGCAUCGAGACUCUCGGCGGCGUGUUCACGCGCUUGAUCAGCCGCAACACGACGAUUCCAACGAAGAAGAGCCAAACCUUCUCCACGGCCGCGGAUAACCAAACCCAGGUCGGAAUCAAGGUGUUGCAAGGCGAGCGCGAGAUGGCCGCGGACAACAAGACGCUCGGUCAGUUUGACCUUGUCGGCAUCCCGCCGGCGCCGCGGGGUGUGCCACAAAUCGAAGUCACGUUCGACAUCGACGCCAACGGUAUCGUCAACGUGAGUGCCAAGGAUAAGGCGACGGGUAAGGAGCAAAAGGUCACCAUUCAAUCUUCCGGUGGCUUGUCGGACAGCGACAUUGAAAACAUGGUUCGCGACGCGGAGGCCCACGCCGACGCAGACAAGAAGCGCAAGGAGAUGAUCGAGAUCAAGAAUGAAGCCGAUACGCUCAUCUACAGCGCUGACAAGAACCUCAGCGAGCACGGCGCCAAUUUACCGCAAGACGUGAAGGAUGCCAUCACGAACGCGCAAGCGGACGUGCGCACCGCUUCCGAGGGUGAGGACGUUGAAAAGCUUCGCGAAGCGAUCAACGCACUCCAAAAGGCCGUGAUGAAGAUCGGUGAGUCCCUCAACCAAAGCGCGGGGUCCUCCGGCGCCGCUUCCGAGGGUAACACGUACGAAGGCGAGGAAGUGAAGGAAGAGAAGAAGGAAUCCGAAGGCGCCAAGUAA
Molecule: messenger RNA, 2022 nt
Organism: Ostreococcus tauri
Lineage: Eukaryota; Viridiplantae; Chlorophyta; Mamiellophyceae; Mamiellales; Bathycoccaceae
Product: Heat shock protein 70 family
Exons: 2
Coding region: 1-2022 (673 amino acids)
Biological process (GO): protein refolding; cellular response to unfolded protein
Cellular component (GO): mitochondrion; cytoplasm
Molecular function (GO): ATP binding; heat shock protein binding; ATP hydrolysis activity
Source: RefSeq, a predicted model, not a curated record